Molecule: messenger RNA, 1705 nt
Organism: Phaedon cochleariae (mustard beetle)
Lineage: Eukaryota; Metazoa; Arthropoda; Insecta; Coleoptera; Chrysomelidae
Source: the annotation of a GenBank genome assembly
AAGGCAACCCAUUCUUUGACGUUUCGAAUUUCGAACAAUAUUGGGUUAUGUUAUUGUUUUUGUUUUGAUCCUGUCCUGUAUUAAUGCAAUUUCAAAAUGAUAUGACAGAAAUGGAUAAUUUAACGUCUGGUACACAAAGAUUGAUACAUUUGGAUUUGAAGGGGGCUCCACCAAGGAUCCAUUUCUUUGAGAAGCUAUUUCCAUUUCUGAAGAAUAUUGGGGCAACAGGAAUACUGUUAGAAUGGGAAGACACAUUUCCAUAUACAAAGGAACUGACACAAAUUGGAGGACUCUCCGACAGUGCACAAGCAACUGGAUCACCAUAUUCACUGGAGGAAGCUCGGCAAUUACUUGAUCUAGCGAAGGAUUCAGAACUAUCAGUGAUUCCUCUAGUACAAACCUUCGGACACAUGGAAUUCGUCCUGAAACACGAACAGUACAGAGGUUUGAGAGAAGCUGAGCCGUAUCCCAGCUCGAUGUGUCCAAGUAAGAGUGAUACCCUUCAACUUGUCAGAAGUAUGGUUAGACAAAUGAUAGCUUUUCAUCCGCAUAUUCAGUAUAUUCACAUAGGAGGCGAUGAGAUUUGGCAUAUGGGACUUUGCUCUGCUUGUCAAAAAAGAAUACAAACAUCCAAAUUUGGUAGAGCAGGACUGUACCUGGACCAUAUGACGGAAGUUGCACAGUUCAUCAAAGAUAACUAUCCCAAUCUGAAAAUUAUCGUUUGGGAUGACAUGUUUAGAAAUAUUGAUCUGAAUAUUUUACAAGAAUACUAUAUAGGAAACCUAGUUGAACCGAUGAUAUGGCAUUACAACUCUUCAGACACAUUCCGCUUGGGUGGCAACCUGUGGGAGAAAUACAGCAACAUUUUCGCGAACGUUUGGGCAGCCUCGGCCUUCAAAGGAGCCACUAGCAGCUGUCAAUUGCUGCCCGUCACGAAGUACCACGUGAGCAAUCACGAAGCGUGGCUCUCGGAACUCGGGAUGCAUGCAGGAAAGAUCGUGAAUUUUCGGGGCAUCGCCCUCACUGGAUGGUCGAGAUUCGAUCAUUACGCCACCUUGUGCGAGCUGCUUCCAUGUGGGGUGCCCUCUUUGUGUUUCUGUAUGAAGACUUGGAUCUCGGGAGGAUAUUCACCGAAUUUGAAUGAUUCAGUGGCCGAAUUACUGGGCUACAACGACAACUUAUUCAACUCGGAUUGUGUCGUACCACGACCACCGCUACCAUUGCCGCAGCUUUCGUUUCCCGGUUGGCAAAUAUUCGUCGGUUUCGAGUGGUUGGUCCAUUUACGGACCAAAUUCAAAAAUAUCAUCGACAGUGAUCAGGUCCAGACUUGGCUGAAUGUGUGGCAAAUAGCAAAUGAUUAUACAAACCCGAUGCAGAUAGACUCCAUUCUACCUGUUGUGAAUGAAGUGAUUAAAGAGCUGAUUCCCUUGAAGGACUACCUGCAGGAGCAUUUGGAUCAAGUUUUUUUUAAACACACUGUGGAUGAACUUAUUGGGACGUUAGUGAUACCAGUAGAACGAAAAUUGAAUCAAUUAAAGGCAGAUUGCGAGACACAACUUUCUUUGGGUUGUCGAGUCAGAGGACACAAACGAUUGAAUAUUUGAAGAUUUUAAUGAGUCAUUACUUUCGCUUAAGAAUUAAGAUUAAAUAGAUAAAUAGUUACAUGAUGUUGAAUUUAUUUACGAAAACCUACGAGAAGGAAUAA